Messenger RNA from Aureobasidium namibiae CBS 147.97, 951 nucleotides. Its product is annotated as NAD(P)-binding protein. NCBI's taxonomy places the organism in Eukaryota, Fungi, Ascomycota, Dothideomycetes, Dothideales, Saccotheciaceae. The transcript has 2 exons. The record is from RefSeq and is a predicted model, not a curated record. Bases 1 to 951 code for a protein of 316 amino acids.
AUGAGUCCUCAAGCAUCAUUCACCGACAAGCUCGCCCUCGGCGAAGCAAAGAGAGGCGAGAACAAGCGCAGAGUCAUCGUCACAGGUGGUAGUGGCAAGCUCGGUCGUUCAACAGUCAGAUACCUUGCCGACGAGGGCUGGGAGGUCAUCUCAGUCGAUACUCGUCGCCCUCCUGGUAUCAGCGAGGAUGGCAAGUCGGGUCUCGGUGGCGCCUACCGCCUGGUCGAGAUCGACUUGGAGGAUAUGGGUGCUGUCUUGGAGACAUUCCUGACGACUGACAUGGCAUACAGCGGUAUCGACGCCGUCGUCCACUUGGCCGCCAUCCCCUCUCCCGGACAAACCAACAGCUCGAGACAAUUCCGCACCAACACCAUGAGCACGUAUAACGUCCUCGAAGCCUGCCGCAAGCUCAAGAUCAAGAACGUCGUGCUUGCGUCAUCGGAAACACUGAUUGGUAUUCCCUUCGACCCUCAUAUGCCAGAGUCGCUGCCCAUCACAGAAGAGCAUGAAAGAAGACCCGAGUCAGCAUAUUCGCUGUCCAAGUUGAUGGGCGAGACCAUGGCCGAGCAAUACGCAAGAUGGGACCCCGAAGUCAAGAUCAUCUCGCUCAGAUUCAGCAACGUCAUGCUGCCGGAGGAGUACAAGACUUUCGAGGCAUGGCAGGAUGACCCGAUGAAGCGUUACUGGAACUGCUGGGGUUACAUUGACGCAAGAGAUGGUGGCCAGGCUGUUUCCAAGUCGUUGGACAGCAAGACCAAAGGUCAUCACCAGUACCUCAUUGCUGCUGAGGACACCUGCAUGAGACAAUCGAAUGACGAGCUUGUCAAGAAGGCCUUCCCUGGCGUCAAGUACAAUGCUACUUCAGGGUCCAACGAUACCCUGCUUUCUAUUGAGAAGGCUAAGAAGGAGAUCGGCUUCAAGCCAGCAUACAAGUGGCAGGACCAGUUGUAG